This is a messenger RNA of Cucumis sativus (cucumber), 1836 nucleotides long. Its product is annotated as serine/arginine-rich splicing factor RS40. The transcript is spliced from 6 exons. Bases 410 to 1540 code for a protein of 376 amino acids. Gene Ontology annotation, cellular component: nuclear speck. NCBI's taxonomy places the organism in Eukaryota, Viridiplantae, Streptophyta, Magnoliopsida, Cucurbitales, Cucurbitaceae. Gene Ontology annotation, molecular function: RNA binding. The record is from RefSeq and is a predicted model, not a curated record. Gene Ontology annotation, biological process: mRNA splicing, via spliceosome.
GUCGAGUAUAGACUUUUUGGACAACCCAUCAAACAUAAACUUGAUAAUACAAACGCUAGUUUGCUUUGGAGUAGAAGAAUGGUUUUAAAGGGAAGGGUCAUGAGAGCAGUGGUUACUAAAAAAACAAAAUAAACUCAUUUUAUUUUACAGAUUAGUUUUGUAUUUUCUUUUCCUCAAAAAGGGAAAAAGAAAGUGAAACAUUUGAAAUUAUUUCGUAUAUGAAAAUUAGGGUUAAAAAAAAAGGAAAACCCUAAAUCCCAUUUUCCCCACAGCCGCAGUCCGCAUACCGUACCUCUCGCUACCUCUCCGGCCAAUCCACACUGCGUUAAUCGAUCUCCGUCGGCAGCCUCAAACUCACAGCCGAAAGGAGCUUGCUCAUACACUUCACGAUUUGCUUUGAAACGGUAGUAUGAAGCCGAUUUUUUGUGGAAACUUCGAGUAUGAUGCUCGCCAGCCUGAUUUGGAAAGGCUGUUUAGUCGAUACGGAAAAGUUGAUAGAGUAGAUAUGAAAUCUGGUUUUGCUUUUAUUUAUAUGGAGGAUGAGAGAGAUGCUGAGGAUGCCAUUCGUGCACUUGAUCGGCGAGAAUUUGGUCGAAAGGGUCGUAGACUACGUGUUGAGUGGACCAAACAAGAACGUGGGAUUAGAAGACCAGGUCCAGGUGGAGGUGGUGGUGGUGGUGGAGGUGGAGGAGGAGGAGGUUCGAGGAGAUCCUCGACUAAUACAAGACCUUCAAAGACUUUGUUUGUUAUCAACUUUGACCCAUAUCAUACUAGGACAAGGGAUUUAGAGAGGCACUUUGAUCCUUAUGGUAAGAUAUUGAGUGUAAGGAUUCGAAGAAAUUUUGCAUUUGUCCAGUAUGAAUUGCAGGAGGAUGCCACUAGAGCAUUGGAGCUGACAAACAUGAGCAAAUUGAUGGAUCGAGUGAUUUCAGUGGAAUAUGCUGUUAGAGAUGAUGAUGAUAAGAGAAAUGGAUAUAGUCCUGAUAGGAAUCGUGAUAGGUCUCCCGAUAGAAAAAGGCGAUCCUCAAGUCCCUAUAGAAGAGAGCGAGGAAGCCCUGAUUACGGAAAUGGUAUUAGCCGCAGUCCAUAUAGGAGACAAAGAGCUAGUCCUGAUUAUGGUAGCCGUCGUAGUCCAAGUCCUUACCAGAGAGAGAGGGAGAGGGGUUCUCCUGAUUAUGGUCGAGGUCGUAGUCCCAAUCAUAGUCCUUAUAGGAGGGAGAGAGAGAGAUCAAGCGACCAUGUUAGGACUCCCAGCCAUAGACCUUCCCAUCAGAGGGAAAGACCAAAUGAUGACCGAGUCCCCAACCGAAGUCCUAGUCCUUAUGGGAGAGGGAGGGAGAAGGGGAGUCCUGAUGGACGUGGUACUAGCUACAGUCCUCGUGAUAGAGAGAGGUCGUCAAACCCUGACAAUGGUCAUGAUCAUGGCCAUGAUCAGCAGCAGACCACGAUACCUGAACCUGGUGAGAGCCCCAAUUAUGGUGGCACCCAGAGCCCGAAGCGUCGGGGAUAUGGCAGCCGUUCACCUCAAGCAGAGGAAUGACGAGGAUCUAGGAAUUGAGAAAUGAUGAUUUCAAACUGCUUCAAAGAGUUUGUUUAGUUGUAUAAUCAGUGUCAGUGGCGAACAUGUAUUCUAAGGACAAAUGUUUUGUUAUUUCCAAAUACAUUUGUGCUUCAGCUUCUUAGCUAUAUUCUAUGCAUAUGCUUAAGUAGGUAUUGUUUGGUUGAAGUUGGCAAUCAAAAUUGGAAAAGCUAAAAUCUCUCCAACAAUGAAGGGGAAUGACCCCAAAUAUCCCUAUUAUAUUGCAUCAUAAAUAUAAGGAAGAUAUGUUUACAAAA